Molecule: messenger RNA, 477 nt
Organism: Suillus discolor
Lineage: Eukaryota; Fungi; Basidiomycota; Agaricomycetes; Boletales; Suillaceae
Exons: 1
Source: RefSeq, a predicted model, not a curated record
AUGUCAGCCAGGCAAAAUAAAAAGCGCAAAGGCCGAAACAACAAUAACCGCGAACGAACGGUCACCACGUUUACGGAGGACCCAAACACUUCUUUCCUCGUUCCACUGCCAAGUGAAGAACCUGCUCUCAUGUCUUCACCUUUCUCUGUUGCUUCUACAUCUGCUACCAACAAUCCCAACAACAAUUUUCAGAAUUUCGGAAUGUCCUAUAAUUUUCAUGCGCACGGACCCAAUAGUCAACCGCAGCAGGCCCAACAACAACAACAACAGCAACAACAACACCAGUUCUUUUCUCCCCAAGUCAUUCUACCUGCGGGCAAAAACGAUCUUGAAGUACUAGAAAAUUUAAAAUCUAUCAUCAAGGAAGGUCAGCACGAAUUCUAUCGUGCAGUUCCUCAGCCUGCUGCUCUUGCUAGCCUCUAUUUGGGCCCAACCUCUUCUCAGGUUCCGCCACAUCCAGAACAGCAUCCUGCCGAU